CGUUCGCUUCUGCAAGCGAUGUCCCCUUUUAUGCCGCCCGCCUCCGACCAGCGGUAAUUGACAGAAAAGGUUACUAUACUACAAAACCACAGCACCGCCACACACACCCACAUCCUCUCUCCGUUUCCUCCAGUCCAACCUCAAUUUCGCACUAUUGUUUUUGAUUUGGAAAGCUUCUCUCUCGUGUUGACACUCGUAGGACUACCUCCGCUGAGCAGAGCACAGAGUCCACGCCCGCAUGGUGAUUGAAUCAUGUCAGCCAUGGAUUCCUCUCAGAGCCAACCCGAGCUGGUUCAAGAGCCCGCCACCUCUUCCUCUGAAACCACACUGCCGGCCGACAACGCGUCUGGCUCGAAAAAUGUUCCUUCCCCUACCUCUUCUGCUCACCCUCCUCGACUGCAGUCUUCACGUACCUCGUCUGAAGCCCCUCCAACAUCAAGCAUGACUGCCUCAUCGACUCCGCUCGGACAACUCAGCGCUGCCCGCCGGCCGGGUCUCCCUGCACAGCCUGCCACGUCUAGUACAGGAGCAAGCCUUAGACAAGAUAUCGAGGAGAGGAUGAGGCAAUUUCAACUAUCGAGACCGAGAAUGGCGCCCUCGACGCCAUCCGGCCCGCCUUCGGCAGGGACACCCCCAAUUGGAGGACCAGUAGUCGGAGGAAGGACCCCACCAAGCCCAGCAGCCGCUGGCAUUCCUGCUGGUGCCUUUCCUGGCGCCCCGAGUUUGAAGUUCCCGCCACACAGGCCCCAGGCCCCGAACUGGACCUCAGCUCCAGCUGUGACAAAUGCUGCCAAGAGAAACCCCAAGCCUUCGCUGGGAGCCCGGCGGGGCAUGGCGUUGCCUGGGGGUCUCCCGGGGACAUCACCUGCAGCUGGUCCUCUUGGAAAACCUAAAUUGGAUAUCGGCGCAAUCAAUAACGGUGUCAGCGAGAAACCUGGGGCGGAAGCAAACCCGGUCAAGGCGGCAGCAGAUCCAACUGGGUCGCUUUUCAAUAAGUUUUCGGAGAUUGUAGAUACCAAAUCCGGCACAUUGAACUUUGCAGGAAAGGCAGUUAUUCAUGGAAAAGGUAUUGACUUUACAGGGGGCAACAGUUUUAACAUUUCGCUGGACGAAGUCGAUACCUUGGAAGAGCUAGGGAAGGGAAACUAUGGCACCGUUUACAAAGUGCGACAUUCCCGGCCACAGAUGAGACGGCCCGGUCUCGGUCUCAAUGGCAACAAGGCGACAGCAUCAUUCCCGGGUCCGUCGACCACCGAUGGAGAUAAAAACGGCGAUCAGGAGAGCCCGGUGGCGCAAGGGGCGCCCAUUGGCCAAAGAGGCACAACGGGUAUUGUCAUGGCCAUGAAGGAAAUGCGACUGGAGCUGGACGAAGCCCGCUUUGCCGCAAUCAUUAUGGAACUAGACAUCCUCCAUCGGUGCAUUUCGCCCUUUAUCAUUGACUUUUACGGGGCCUUUUUCCAGGAAGGAGCUGUUUACAUUUGCAUGGAAUUCAUGGACGGAGGCUCCAUUGAUAAGCUGUAUGGCGACGGCGUUCCAGAGAAUGUCUUGCGGAAGAUUACCUUGGCCACGUUGAUGGGCUUGAAGGCGCUCAAGGACGAGCAUAACAUUAUUCAUCGCGAUGUUAAGCCAACAAAUAUCCUGGUCAAUACUCGGGGACAGAUAAAAAUAUGCGAUUUUGGCGUGAGUGGCAACUUAGUUGCCAGUAUUGCAAAGACAAAUAUUGGCUGUCAAAGUUACAUGGCACCAGAAAGAAUAGCUGGUGGAGGCGUUGCCCAAGCCGGCGCCAAUCCUGGCGGUGGCACGUAUAGCGUUCAGAGCGACAUCUGGAGCUUGGGCUUGACAAUUAUCGAAUGCGCCCUUGGCAGAUACCCAUACCCUCCCGAAACCUAUAAUAAUAUCUUUAGCCAGCUUAGUGCCAUUGUCGAUGGCGACCCGCCAGAUCUGCCACAGGGUGAAUUUUCCGAGGCUGCCCGAGAUUUUGUUCGCGGCUGUCUCAACAAGAUCCCAAAAUUGCGUCCUACGUAUGCAAUGCUUCUUCGCCACGCUUGGCUUGCACCGCUUGUGAAGCCCGCGACCAUCUCUGAAGAAGACGAACACACUGCGGACGGGACAGCAACUUCUAGCCAACCACCUGAGUUAGAGGUCGCAGAUCAAGAAGUCGCUGCCUGGGUCAAGUCUGCUAUCGAAGCCCGAAUCGCCGGAACGAUGGGCAAACACAAGAAGCCAGCUCUUCAUGCCGCCCCGCUUGACGCCGUUGCAAGCCCUCCACAAGAAAAGACCAAUGGUUUCGAGCAAAUUAGUCUACCAGUCGAGUCAUGAAGCAGCAGUUGAUUGGUUUUUGGCUGCCGUUUCCCCGCUCCUCUUGUUUCAUUUUUUCUCCUCCCGUACACGACUGUCCUAUGCUAUCACAAUCCCAGCCUUCUUCAUUCACAUUAUUAUAGCGAUUAGACGUUUGCAACCUGCUCAGAGCUUGGCCCGCUGGCGGACAUGCUGACAUAGCAAACUACGAGAUUAAGGAAAUAGGCAUUUCACAUCUAAUAACAAGUAUCCAUCGGGCUGAGUUUUCGCUUUCAAAGUGCUUUGCAGGUCCACUACAGUUUUCGUUCUAUACUUUGCCGUGCUUUUACAACGCCCCUGCUUGGAUUUUUAUUUAACAUCGCAUUAAAUGGCAUGAGAUUUUCCUUCAGAGAACGAUAAAAAUAUAGCAGCUUAUUCCAGUUUAUUUCUUUAUCUUGACCGGAAGCUAGGGGUCCACUAUGCGGU
Xylona heveae TC161 is the source of this 2763-nucleotide messenger RNA. Its product is annotated as kinase-like protein. The record is from RefSeq and is a predicted model, not a curated record. Gene Ontology annotation, biological process: cellular hyperosmotic response; MAPK cascade; protein phosphorylation. Gene Ontology annotation, molecular function: ATP binding; MAP kinase kinase activity. The transcript has 2 exons. Bases 253 to 2319 code for a protein of 688 amino acids. NCBI's taxonomy places the organism in Eukaryota, Fungi, Ascomycota, Xylonomycetes, Xylonales, Xylonaceae.